Armigeres subalbatus is the source of this 3924-nucleotide messenger RNA. RefSeq names its product transient receptor potential channel pyrexia-like. Gene Ontology annotation, molecular function: monoatomic ion channel activity; protein binding. Bases 386 to 3358 code for a protein of 990 amino acids. The transcript is spliced from 3 exons. Gene Ontology annotation, cellular component: membrane. Gene Ontology annotation, biological process: monoatomic ion transport; transmembrane transport. The record is from RefSeq and is a predicted model, not a curated record. NCBI's taxonomy places the organism in Eukaryota, Metazoa, Arthropoda, Insecta, Diptera, Culicidae.
CUGCGUCCGCGUGUGUCGCGUGCUGAAUCGGUCACUUAAGUGCAUACUUACCUAAGGUUCCUCCUAAAUUAUCACUGAACUGCAUUGCAAUCAUCGUCCCUGCGAGCAUGGUGGAGGCUGUUCUGUGUGUGCAGAAAAACCGGCCACCGAAAUGAGAAGCGCAAAUUGGUUAUGAACAACGAGAUGAAGGAAAAAAAUACAUCGUUAAACUAAACCUGUCCCGAUCUAUGCAGUAGGUGGUCUGAUACCAAGUAUUAAAGUUGUGUGAUGUUCAAGAAGAAGAAGAAAAACUGUGAGUCGAAAAGGAUCGCUAGGAAAACUGAACCAAUGUGUUUGAAAGUGUUGUAGUGAAGCUUUGGAAAGCAGAAGUGUCCAUCGCAGUCCUAUGGAAAAUUUCGGCUACAAAGAGGGAUCAACCAGAUCCAAAAACCCCCGGAUCGCACGGGCCACAAGCGUGGUAGAGAAUGGCUUCACACCGUCAUCGUUGGUAUCGCGGUUCAAAACGUUGACGCCGAAUGGAAACGUGCGUUGGCGAAAUGAUCCGGAGGCUUUGGCGGGUGGCACCCAUCCGGGAGCUGAUUUCGAGUACAUGCAGGUGGGACCAUCCCCACCGGCAGAAAGUGCACCCAAUCUCUACGAUAGUUAUGAGGAGCCGAGUGUGGAUGGCGCAACGCAGAUCUGCAGCGAAACGAUUCGAGUUUCGCUCAUGGACCAACUGCGAGCUUCCGGCGGGAAGACUAUUUUGCUAGAGGAUAUUGAACAUGGCAUCACCAACGCCGGCAACAUUCGGGAAGUGUACGAAGGGGCCUCUACGGUGGAGAAAAAUAUCAGCUUCCUGUGGGCGGCGUAUUUGAAUCGUCUCAAUCUGCUGGAAGGGUUAAUUGAUUGUGGAGCCGAGCUCAUGUAUUUUGAUUCCAAUGGUUUGACGGCGUUGCACAUGAGCACGUUCAGUGGUUGUGUAGAUUGUACAGAUUUUCUUAUCAAAAAGGGCGUUGAGGUUAAUGUGCAGCCAAAAUGGUUUACUCCGUUGCAUUGUGCUGCGUUUGGUAAUUCAGUAGAGACAGCGAAAAUGUUGAUCAACAACGGUGCUUAUUUAGACAUCCCUACUAGCAAACAUAACUGUGAGGAAUCUCUGCUUCAUUGUGCCGUACGAUCAAAUGCUUUGGACUGUGUGCGAUUGUUUAUCGCUGAGGGCAUGGAUGUAAAUCUGUUGGACAAAAAUGGUAGCAAUCCGAUCCAUUUGGCCUCCGAUUUGGGCCACACUCAAUGUUUGCAGGCAUUACUGGAAAGUCCAACAGCAGACCCUAAUAUGAGGAUCCAGUUGAGGGAUAAGGAAACGACGGCGUUACAUCUAGCGGCCGAUGAAGGCAAUUUAGAGUGCGUAACUUUACUCUUGUCGAAAGGUGCCGAUGCAAAAGCUAAAAACCACCGAGGAUUCACGCCAUUACAUUUGGCAGCACGAGCAGCAAGUGUAGAAUGUGUGGAAACAAUUUUGAGGGUGGGCAAUGCCGAUCCUAACGCUGAGGAUGCUGAUAAACGAACUCCUUUGCAUGCGGCGGUAGGCAAAGCAGAUGCAGCAUUUGAUAUCUUGGAGAUUUUGAUAUCAUGGGGUGCCAAUGUGAACCAGAAAGAUGUAUACGGCUUCACGGCACUGCAUUUAGCUGCACUAGAUGGAUUGGCUCAUUGUGUAGAAAUGUUGCUGUUUCAUGGAGCCGACGUAACCACUAAAUCGAAAAAAGGCACAUCCGCUUUGAAUGUUAUAACGAGAAAAACUCCCGCCUCUAUGGCAAUGAUUAAUCACAAAUUGGAUGCUGCGAUUACGCUGAUUCAUUCACAAGACUCGUCCAAUCGAGAGAUUGAACUCGAAUUAGAUUUUAGGAGCAUUCUCCAACAUUGCCAUCCUCGUGAAAUUAGUUAUCUAAACACCUUCGUUGAUGAAGGUCAGAAGGAAAUUUUGCAGCACCCGCUAUGCUCCGCGUUCCUCUACAUCAAAUGGGGAAAAAUAAGAAAGUACUAUAUUGCCCGACUGCUAUUUUGUUUCACAUUUGUGCUAUUCCUGACACUCUAUGUGCUAACUGCUCUGGCACACAAUUGCUACAAUGGAAGUAAAGACAUGAUAGAGACUAUUCAAGAGCAGGAACUAUGCCAGAAACAAUCAAUUUUGGGUGAUAUGCUUCGCAAUAAUCCGUUUGUCAUGGAGAUGCAGUGGAUGGUUCUCGUCGCUAUCACCAUAGUCGAAAUCUGUCGGAAAAUAUAUGGCAUCACCGGAUAUACAUCUUUUCGCCACUACGUCACACAGGCGGAAAAUGCUAUUGAAUGGUUCAUUAUUGUCAGCGUUUUUGUUAUUUCGUACAUCUACACAAAGCGAACGUAUACUUGGCAGAAUCACAUCGGUGCCUUCGCUGUGCUUCUCGGCUGGACCAAUCUGAUGCUGAUGAUCGGUCAAUUGCCAGUGUUCGGGGCAUAUGUCGCCAUGUAUCGAAAAGUGCAGGUUGAAUUUGCAAAACUGUUUAUGGCUUAUUCAUGCAUGCUGAUUGGCUUUACAAUUAGUUUUUGUGUAAUUUUUCCGUCCUCAUCAUCAUUUGCAAAUCCGUUUAUGGGAUUCAUCACAGUUCUGGUGAUGAUGACAGGAGAGCAGGAUUUGGAUUUGCUGAUUAAUGAUCCAGACGGUAAAGAUCCGCCUUUUUUACUCGAAAUAAGUGCGCAGAUAACGUUCGUCCUGUUUCUCCUGUUUGUGACGGUUAUUUUGAUGAACCUACUAAUUGGAAUUGCUGUUCAUGACAUUCAGGGUCUUAAAAAAACAGCCGGCCUAUCCAAGCUCGUUAGGCAAACCAAACUGAUUUCGUACAUAGAGUCGGCUCUUUUCAAUGGAUGGCUACCAAAUUGGUUACGAAGUUUGCUCCACUACACUGCUUUAGUGUCACCCCAAGCUUAUCGGGUGGUGCUCAGCGUGAAACCGUUGAACCCAGGCGAGAAACGACUUCCCAGGGAUAUCAUGAUGGCCGCUUACGAGGUCGCCAAACAUCGGAAGCACCUCGGGCACACCAUAUCGAACCGAAACUCAACCGCGACGUUCUUCAAUUUUAAAAAUAAAUUUGAGUCAUCCACCAGCACAAGUGCCAUGGCGAUGGACCGAUCCGCCGAUUCUGAUUGUGGCUUCGAAACGGCCAGCAUCUGUACGUUGACGACUAAAAUCGAUGAGAACGCUGAAAAAAUCGAGCUAUUGAAAAACGAAAUUUGCGACCUGAAGGCGACUUUGCUACAGAACCAGCACGUGCUAGAACAAUUGCUAGACUUACUGUCAGUGAAACAGAGAUCCGCAACGGAAAAGAGUAUUAGAAUUAAAAAUCAUGAAUAGAUGCGGGGCUGUGGCUGUGAUCUACGCCUGACUUCAUUAUUCAUCGUUUGCUACCGUCGGCUGAUGCAGUUGUCAGCAUAUGAAUGUGUAAAUGAAAAGAGAUGUUUUAAUUACGAUAAGAUAAAGACAGCACUAUUUACCAGGUUUGUGUCGUCUGGGACGAGACUGUAUUAGGUUCGUCUGAUUGCCCGCAACAACAUUAUCAAAAUUAUGGAGGUCAUUUUUAUUUUUCUUUCAUUUUACACUCAAUACACAGUAUGGUGCUAGAACGAUUAGAAAUAAAUAGAAAAUAUCAUAAUUGCGUAUUAAUGUUUGGUACCGUUUGCUUUAUUUAUGAGUUAUCGAAAGUUGUGACAGUGUAUAGAAUACACAAAUGAUGUGAAGGGGACUAGAAGACGUCUGGUCAUUGAGGUCUUGUGAUAUACUUAGAAAAAUGUUGUAGUUUUUCUUAAUUCUAGAAGUAAAUAUGAUUUACUGAUUGACUUUGUUAGGCAAAACAUUGACCAUAUUUGUUAUUAAAUAAAGUAUUUUAUAUGUAUAUACCUAAUAAAAUCAUUUCUUUUUAA